This is a messenger RNA of Rosa rugosa (rugosa rose), 1284 nucleotides long. RefSeq lists its product as uncharacterized. The transcript has 2 exons. The record is from RefSeq and is a predicted model, not a curated record. NCBI's taxonomy places the organism in Eukaryota, Viridiplantae, Streptophyta, Magnoliopsida, Rosales, Rosaceae. Bases 183 to 1010 code for a protein of 275 amino acids.
CUCAUCAACUUUUAUUCUCUACUCACUGUUUACAUUGGGUGGUCUUCUAUUUAAGUUCCCACACAUGAACUGUCUGGAACUCCAAAAUCUGAGAAUUCUGGAACUCCCAAGUAGCUCAUCUUCAUCUUCAUUUCCAUAAGACUGUAAUCCCCUAAACCCUAAUCGAAUUCUCCCAAAACCCAAUGUCACGUUCCCACAAAGCCCUCGACUCACGGCACCCCUUAGAUUCGUGUACAUUUCAACUCCAUAGCUGGAGACCUUUCCAGCUUCAACAGCAGACCACCACCGCACCCACCUCCAAAACCCUAGACUCCGAUCCCACCAACCCCAAACCCUACUACACCAAGCGUCCAUGCCUCUCCAACCGAGCGACGUCGUUUUCCAUCGACGCCAUCGACAUGUCCAGGCUGACUUUGGUCGACGACGACCGGACGAUCUCCGGAGGGCACCAUAAGCACGGGAGCUUCCGAUUCAUUGACAAGAAGAGGCGGCGGCGCGGGUCCAGGUCGGUUUCGGGUCGGAGCAGCGAUCGGAGCGGGACCCGGAGGUGCUGCUCCGUCGGGGCUUCGGCUGCUUACGGGACGUGUUCGGAUUUUCCGGUGGCGAUUGGUACGGACUCGAGUGGGGAGCUGUUUGGGAAUGGGGAUGCGAAUUGGGCCUCGGAUGUGAGUGAGGCUAGGAAUUCGAGGAAGGAGAGGGAUGGAGUUGGGAGUGGAGAGAAGGAGAAUCCGGGUGUCGGGUUUGGGCCGAGUGGGGGCUUUGAUGCUCAGGGAAAUGAGUCCGGAUAUGGUAGUGAACCGGGUUACCGUGGGGACGCGGAGUUCGGAUAUGGUGAUGAACUUGAUGAGGAGGAGGAUGAUGCUCGUCUAUUGUUUUGGGGCAAUCAUUUCGGAGAUAGUGAUACUAUGAUGGAGGUUGUGGGUGAGAAUACUUUCACGGAUCAAAAAUCGCAUCACAGAUGUCGCCGUAAGAAACAUGAUUGCAGAAUGGUUGUUGAUUCCCUGAGGUGACCGUAUCGUCUUGGCCUCAGUUUCCCAUUCGAAAGGAUUCUGAGGAAGUUGUUCCCUGGAGGGAAAUCUGUGUUAUGAAGUCCCACAUCCUGUCACCCUUCUUGGUCCAUUUUGAGAGUGAGAGAGCUCUUGGUAAAUAUCAGCAAAUGGAUUUGGAGUUUUGGAUUCAUGCCACUAUGUCACAUCCUUUUCAUUUUAUGCUUCAAAGGAUUCUGAGUGUGCAUUAUACUAGAAACAUUGUGUUGUCAAAUGAAAGUAACGGAUUCUGAGCCUG